AUGGCCGACAAGAAGGAACCCGAGCAGGAGAUCGAUUAUACCCUAAACAACCCCGAUACCCUCACAAAGUAUAAGAGUGCCGCCCAGAUCUCCCAGAAGGUUUUGGAUGCGGUCACCAAGCUCUGCGUUGCUGGCGAGAAGAUCGUGACCAUCUGCGAGAAGGGCGACAAGCUGUUGGACGAGGAGAUUUCCAAGGUCUAUAGAGGAAAGAAGGAUCUCAAAAAGGGCAUCUCCCACCCGACCACCGUCUCCCCAUCCGCCUUUGUCACACCAUACACCCCACUCACUUCGGACGAAGCCGAAGCUGCAGUUACGCUCAAGGAGGGAGAGGCUAUCAAGAUCCAGUUGGGUGCCCAGAUUGAUGGUUUUGGAACAAUAGUCUGCGAUACAAUCAUCGUCCCUAAGGCCGACGAUGCCAGCGAUGUGGUUGAAGGCCGAGAUGCUGAUCUGCUGUUGGCAUGCCACUAUGCAAACGAGCUUCUGUUACGGUUGAUGGUUCCUCCUGGACUUUUGGCGACUGGUACCGAUGAGGAGAAGGCCAAAGCUGCCAAGGUCAAGGCCCCAACUCAAAGCAAGAUCACAACCCUUCUCGAGAAGGUGGUCAAGAGUUACGAUUGCAACCUGGUUGAGUCGACUACUAGCUGGCAGUUCGAGCGCAACGAGAUUGAGGGUAAGAAGAAGAUUAUUCUGGCUCCUGGAGAUGGUGCAAAAGGCGAAGGCAUUCCAGAGGUUGGUGAAGUCUGGGGCGUUGAGAUGGGUGUCAGUCUAGGUUCGGGCAAGAUCAAGAACUUCGAGAACAGGACAACUCUCCACCGACGUACCACUCUCACCUACGCCUUGAAGCGACCAAGCUCAAAGAAGAUCCUGAACGAGGUCGUCAAGAAGUUUGGUACUUUCCCCUUCAGCUUACGGCAGUUGGAGGACGAGCGGGAUGCGAAGGUGGGUGUUGUAGAGUGUGUUCGAGGCAACGUUUUCCGACAAUACGAAGUGGUUGGAGACAAGGAUGGAGAUCCUGUUGCUAGACUGCUGACCACCAUUGCUAUCACAAAGAAUGGUCUGCAGAAGAUCGCGGCUCCUCCGUCUCCUGACUUGUCAAAACUCAAAACCGACAAGAAAAUUACCGACGAGGAAGUCCUCAAGAUCUUGGAGCAACCACUCGCAAAGGAGACGAAGUCGAAGAACAAGAAGAAGAAGAAGCCCGCGAAGAAGGCUGCGGCUGCAGAUGAUGACGAGGAGAGCAGUGACGACGAGUAA
Messenger RNA from Hyaloscypha bicolor E, 1254 nucleotides. RefSeq names its product curved DNA-binding protein-like protein. Lineage: Eukaryota; Fungi; Ascomycota; Leotiomycetes; Helotiales; Hyaloscyphaceae. The transcript has 4 exons. The record is from RefSeq and is a predicted model, not a curated record. The coding region runs from base 1 to 1254 and encodes 417 amino acids.